GGUUCGAUUUUUUGUCGACCUGCGAGAAAAAAAACAAUCGGUGAUUCACCUAUUGUUGGUGAGUGACGCGUGUGCAACUCGGAACGAAUAAAUGAGUAAAUAAACGUGGGUGUUGGUGAGACAGAGCAGUGACAAUGACAGACGACUGUGAGGGAAUAAUCGGGUGUUAUUCCAGUGCUGGUUGAUAAAGCGACCAGUCUCCGGAAAAUGGAGCGAGGCAAUGUCAACACUUGGUCUGCCAGAGCUGGUGAAUAAAUCGACGAUAUUUUUAGCAUUUUGUUGCUAAUUGAGGUUCCACAUUGUGGGUGACGAGAGGGUCAGGGAUUGUUUACCGUUGGGAACAUGUCGGGUGGUGAGAGGAAGAAACGUGGAGGUGACAAGGGACAUGGCUGGGAGGAAGCUGGUGCUGAAUUUUAUCAGGAAAGAUAUCCAGCUGCUAUCGAGGCAGAUUUGCAGCAGGUGUUGCAGAGAGAUCCCUCCCACAUCGCUACUCUACUGCCGAGUAAAAAAUCACGUGUUGCGACAGCAAAACGUAUCAGAAAUGAGCCGAGGACAACUCUCAGGAGACGUACAAGCACUCGUUCACGGGGUACAGCUCGUACAAGCACAGUACGACGAAUGUCAACGAACGUUCCUGAUGCACAGAAUAUGUCGAUGCUCCCGGAUUUGUCCGAGAACUUGUCCAACGAGGAACGCACGUGGGAGGAAAUUAUGCAGAUCAAAGCGAUGCCUGUCUGCAUGACACAGAAAAUUCAACUCAAAAAACAGCUGCAGAACGCAACGAAACUUCGGCUGCAGGGUUUUGAGCAGUUGAAGUGGCAGCGCAGGAAAGCCUGGCAGCAAUUUCAGAUUCGUCUGAAGGAAGCCUACUCCAAGAUGGAGCUGUGGAGCACCUCCCUGAAAAAAAUCGGUGGAAACUUCGGUAUGGGAAUCGUGGCGUACUUCCUCUUCAUAAAAUGGCUGAUGUUCCUGAACCUCAUCCUCUUCUCAAUAAUAUUCUCGUUCAUAUCCCUGCCAACACUCGUACUAACACCCACUCCCGAGAACUGCACAGGAAAUGCCAGUAGCAUUGCCUGCUGCUCCGAGUCAUACCUGAACAUUACCCACGAAACCAGCAACAUAAUCGAUAUAAUCCAGGGUGGAGGUCCCCUGGAGCGAACCCUCCUGUUCUACGGUGUCUACACUAACGAGAUUUACGGUGUCACCACAGACGAGACCCACUACAAUCUCCCCCUGGCCUACAUCUCUACGACAAUCGUCUUCUUCUUGGUGAGUUUAAUUGCAAUAAUUCGAUCAGCAGCCAAAGGCUUCAGAGAACGGGUAACAGAGGGUGAAGGCCAGUUCUACCAGUACUGCAACCUGAUUUUCGGUGGGUGGGACUUCUGCAUCCAGAACGAAAAAUCAGCAGACAUAAAGCACAAGGCUCUUUACAACGAGAUAAAAGCCUUUCUGGAGGCUGAACGACUGGAGGAGGAGAGGCAGAACCGAACGAGAGAGGAAAACAUCAAACUCUUCUUCGUAAGGCUCAUCGUCAAUAUCCUGGUGCUGGCAGUCCUGUCAGCCUGUGGUCUAUUCAUUUACUCCAUAAUCGACGUAUCCUUCGACAAAGUCAGCCAUCCCGUUGUGGAACCCGAGGAAAUUGAUUACAUCACUCUUGACAAGAUCACACAAUUGCUGUAUGAGUUUCUCCCGUACAUUUGCAUUGUCGGCCUCAACGUCAUUGUUCCCUUUCUCUUUCGAUAUCUCGUCGCCCUGGAGCACUACUCACCUCUCUUCGUGGUGAGAUUGACGUUGUUCCGGAUUGUUUUCUUACGAUUAGCUUCCCUGGCAGUACUGCUGACGAGCUUCUACAAGAUCAUUGCUAUCGGCGUGGAGGAGGACAAGUGCACAAACACAGAAGGGCGACGUCCAGUCUGUUGGGAGACCUUCGUGGGUCAGCAAUUUCUCAAGCUCUACGUCACUGAUUUAUUCACUCAAUUCUUUGUAACGUUCUUCAUUAAUUUUCCGCGAUCUCUGAUCGCCCGACACACGGAAAAUAAAUUCCUCAGGUUCAUUGGAGCGCAAGAGUUCGAUUUGCCUCAUCAUGUGUUGGAUAUUGUGUAUUCGCAGACAAUCUGCUGGAUUGGGGCAUUCUUCGCUCCUUUACUGCCACUUGUAGCAGCUACUGGCUGUUUUCUACUGUUUUAUAUCAAGAAAUUUGCCUGUUUGGUUAAUAGCACACCCUCUAGUCACGUUUACAGGGCCAGCAGAUCCAAUUCUCUGUUUAUGUUUGUGCUUCUGGUGUCUUUCAUACUGGCGAGUGUCCCUGUGGGCUACUCUAUCGCUGAGAUCGAGCCAUCCAAGUCCUGUGGACCAUUCAGGGGGCUUCCCACUGUUUGGAGUCUUGUUAUUGAGACCUUCGAGCAGUUCCCUGGAUGGAUUCAGUCUGUUCUCUUCUUCCUGGGUACUGCUGGCUUUGGCAUUCCUGCUUUUAUCGUACUUGCACUGUUCCUGUAUUAUUAUUAUGCUGUUUCUAUCGCUAAUAAGCAUAUGGUGGUCGUUCUCAAGAAUCAACUGGUCCUCGAGGGACAUGAUAAACAGUUCUUGCUGAAUAGACUCAGUGCUUUUAUCAAGCAGCAACAGGAACAGUCCAAGUAUCAGCAGGAUCAAGCUAUUGAUUUGAGCAAUUUUAAUUAGGAUUUUUUUCUAGUUAAUUUGGGGUUGUGACAUUUUUUUUUUCGUUGGUUUAAUUCAGUUGUCGAGUGGUAAAGGGAGAUCUGUUCAGUUUACAAUUUAUUAAUCUUCGGUUCGUGAUGAAAAAUAUCGAUUUGUGGAGGAAAUGUUUGAAGACUCUAUUGUAGGUCAUUCAAUUUUUGACAGGGAGUCUUUUUGAUGUUUUCUUUUGAAAUCAAUAAAUUUUUCACUCGAAUGGAAUCGGAUUUCCGAGACUCUACCACUUUUCACUGAAUUUUAAGUCUUCGAGUGUUCAGAUAUUUAUAAGAAAAAAAAUCUGGGUUGUCUAGUAGUUUUCAUUUUUCAUCUAUUGAACUGGAGAAAAAUGUGUUGCAGGGUACAGAUCGUGAAAAUCCAGAAAAAUCGAAUAGAAAAAUUAAUUCGGAGGUAAAUUAUGUUGUUAGGAACAAUGGAAAAUAAAUUUUCAAAGUGAUAAAACCAAGGACCUAUUUUGCACACUAGGAUUAAAAUAUUCGUGUAAUUUAAUCGAUGAAGUUUGUAAAUAAUUUGGUAAUUUAAUUCGUAUACGUCAGCUGCUGAAGGCUGAUUACUACCAAUAAAAGGCUUUAAGUAUCUAGUGAUAUCCUCCGAAUAAACUACAGAACUAUAGAAUCCUUGAUCUCAGAGUUAUCAGACUAAUAUGAAAUACUGUGAAACUUAUGUGCAAUACGCGACGAUAUUUAUUUGUCCAUUUGACGGAGAUUAUUUAUUAUUUCCAAAUGCCAAUUUAAAAAUUUUAAGCAUAUGUUUAUGUUUCUUUUAUUAUUAUUUAUUAAGGAAAUUCAAGACUUGAACGGAUUCUAAAGACUUUUGUACAGGUUUUUAUAGCAUUUAUAACUUGAAAUCGAAUAAUGUCGAGAGACAGCAAAUAUCAAUAUCGAUUUUUGCCCCGAUAAUUUAUAAACUCAGCGUCGUAAUUUAAUGAUAAGACCGUCAUAUAUCAGUCAUAUAAUGUAGAUAAUAAUGGGGUAUAAUUUUAUUUGAAUUUUUUAAAUCUCAAAAACUCCAGGGGAAAAAAAAUCAGAAUAAAACAAAUGGAUUUUACUUCCAUCUUCAGCACGAAAAAUAAAAUGAAACCGAAACCGUUUAGAUGGUUUACCCUAACGUUAGUUCUGGAGCAAUUCAGAGAAUUAAUAGUGAGUGUAAACAGUAAACAGUGUACCACUGCUGUCCCAGGAUCCAGAUGAAACUAAUUCAAUGAAUAUUCAAAUCUUGCCAAUAAAGCACAAAGAUGUAUCAGUAUUUCUUAAAUAUAUUUAGUGUAGUUCAUAGGUGCUAUGGACGUUUAAUAAAAAUACGAAAAUUUA
Molecule: messenger RNA, 4019 nt
Organism: Fopius arisanus
Lineage: Eukaryota; Metazoa; Arthropoda; Insecta; Hymenoptera; Braconidae
Product: transmembrane channel-like protein 7
Exons: 3
Coding region: 343-2676 (777 amino acids)
Cellular component (GO): plasma membrane
Molecular function (GO): mechanosensitive monoatomic ion channel activity
Source: RefSeq, a predicted model, not a curated record